UUAUUCAUGUAUAGAUCUCCAAGCUUUCAUCAUCAAGCCAAAGCAAUCUCUGCUCUAAAAAUUUCGUGUUUAAAAACCUGUAAAGCUGCCCCCUUCCCUUGUCAGAAACUCCAUCUCUCUCUCUGAGAACACUGAACAAUGGCUACCCACAGAAAAAUGGACAGUGAAGACCAAGAAGCCUUGUUUCACUCCUACCCAUGUGCCUAUUACGUGCAGAGCCCAUCCACAGUUUCUCAUGCAAACAGUUCAGAGCUCAAAACCCAGAAUCCUGAAUCCACCUUUCACUCCCCUUCAAGAUCCGACAGUAAUAGUCUCCUCAAUAAGAACCCUGACGUUUCAAGAUUCACUCUCUCUCGCUACUCCUCCUCUCGUGGCUCCAACAACUCUUUCUUGAAUGAGAAGAAGAUUAGUGGAGAUGAGAAUGGUGUCAACCGUUUGAUCACUGUUGAUGGGCAUGGACGUUGUGGGGCGGAGGAGGAGGAUGAAGAUGAUGAGUAUUAUUAUGGGAGGAAAGGUGGGUGGUGGUGGAGAUAUUGUUCUUUUAGAAGGAGCAAUUCUUGUGCUUGGAUUUCUUUGCAAAUAAGUUGGAGACUUUUGGUGAGUUUGGGAGUUGCGUUGCUUGUUUUCUACAUUGCUACUAAGCCGCCGCCGCCAAAGAUGUCCAUCAAGAUGGCAGGAAUCAAGGAAUUUGAACUAGGGGAAGGAGUAGAUGGGAGUGGUGUUACAACUAAGAUCCUCACCUGCAACUGUUCAAUGGAUCUCGUGAUAGAAAACAAGUCCAAGCUCUUUGGUCUUCACAUUCAACCUCCACUUCUUCAAAUGUUCUUCGGUAGCCUUCCGUUUGCUAUGUCUCGUCAGGGUUCAGAGCUCUAUGCUGAAACAAGGGGUUCGACAGUGUUCAAAUUGUACGUGGGAACCAAGAGCAAGCCCAUGUAUGGAGCUGGAAGAAACAUGCAGGACAUGCUAGACUCUGGAAAUGGAUUGCCCAUAUUGAUUCGAGUGAGCUUGAGCUCCCAUUUUCAUGUCGUUUUAAAUCUUAUCAACCCAAAAUAUCAUCACCAUGCACAAUGUCUACUGCUUCUGGACACUACGUACGAUCUCAAACAUCGUACCCAAACGUACAACAGCACCUGCACAAUGUCCUAAAUCCUUCUUCUUCUUUUUCAUUACACAGAUUAAAAAAAAGGGAGGAAAAUUACAGAAAGUGUUGACAACUCGUAUCAGCAAAUUAAUUAAUAUAUGAAAUAUUAUGUAUAUAGGUAUAUAUAUAUGUUGUAAGAAAUUAAGGUUCA
Manihot esculenta (cassava) is the source of this 1292-nucleotide messenger RNA. RefSeq lists its product as uncharacterized. The record is from RefSeq and is a predicted model, not a curated record. NCBI's taxonomy places the organism in Eukaryota, Viridiplantae, Streptophyta, Magnoliopsida, Malpighiales, Euphorbiaceae. The transcript is spliced from 3 exons. Bases 139 to 1146 code for a protein of 335 amino acids.